UUUCACACCAAAAUUAAAUAAUUAAAUUCCUUGUUGUUGAUUAAUUUUACUACGGUUGUUUGUACGCACAAUGGCCGAGACUAAGAACACGUCUGAGUCUGUUGAGAGCGGCAGACACGGGCCUCUCAUUGGGGCUGUUGACCAGGGCACGUCUUCCACACGCUUCUUGAUAUUUGCUGCUGGCAGUGGAGAGGUGCUGACGUAUCAUCAGGAGGAGGUGGUGCAGCGGUUCCCGCAGGAGGGUUGGGUGGAGCAGGACCCCAUGCAGCUCCUUGACAGCGUCACCACCUGCAUCAGUAAAGCAGUUGACAACCUCAAGAACCUCUCUAUUGCCUCCGAUGACAUCAAAGCUAUCGGCAUUACAAACCAACGCGAGACAACAGUUGUGUGGGACAAACUGACUGGCCAGCCUCUCUACAACGCUAUUGUUUGGCUGGACGCUCGCACCACGAGCACCGUGGAGCAGGUACUCAAGAGGACGCCAGGGCAGGACAAGGACGCCCUCAAGAACAUCUGCGGGCUGCCCAUCUCUGAGUACUUCUCGGCGCUGAAGCUGCGCUGGCUGCUGGACCACGUGCCCGCCGUGCAGCACGCUGCUAACCAGCACACGCUGCUCUUCGGCACUGUCGACACCUGGCUGCUCUGGCACACGCUGCUCUUCGGCACUGUCGACACCUGGCUGCUCUGGAAAUCAAAGUUUUUCGACAUCCCGUCGUGGGUGCUGCCAGAUAUCCGCAGCUGCUCUGAGGUGUACGGCUACCUCAACGACGGCCCUCUCAGGGGCGUGCCCAUCUCGGGGGUGAUCGGUGACCAGCAGGCGGCGCUGGUGGGGCAGAUGUGCCUCGCGCGGGGGCAGGCCAAGAACACGUACGGUACAGGCUGCUUCCUGCUGUACAACACCGGUGCCCAGAUGGUGUGGUCCACGCAUGGUCUGCUGACGACUGUGGCCUACAAGUUCGGUGCAUCAGCACAGGCCGUGUACGCCAUUGAAGGCAGUGUUGCCAUCGCGGGCGCCGCUGUGCGUUGGCUCAGGGACAGCCUUGGCCUCCUGAAGAAGGCUGAGGACGUCGAGAGGCUCGCGGGAGGCGUCGAGGACACGGGAGGCGUGUACUUCGUGCCUGCCUUCUCCGGCCUUUACGCGCCUCGCUGGCGCUCUGACGCUAGGGGCACCAUCUGCGGCAUCACCCAGGGCACCACCUCGGGCCACCUGGCGCGCGCCGCCCUGGAGUCCGUGUGCUUCCAGACGCGCGAGAUCCUGGACGCCAUGGAGCAGGACUCCGGCAUCUCCAUCUCCAGGCUCCUCGUGGACGGCGGCAUGACAACCAACGACCUGCUCCUGCAGCUCCAGGCCGACCUGGCGGGCGUGCCUGUAGGUGGAGGCCACAGCAGCGGCUGCAGCAGGAUUGCCGCGUCUGUUCGCCCGGUUGACAGCCCGCUGGAGCAGUCGAAUACCCCGCUUAGAGACUCGGCAUUCAUCAUCGAACCAUGGGUCGGAGACUCGUUGCGGUACCCGAACUAUGCGUCCAGGAAUGAGGUCAUCGAGUGCACAGGCCAGCUCGGUGUUGUAGAGUUGCACGAGUCGAACGUUCAAAUCGCCGGUGUUAAGGACAUGAUCGGGCAAAGUCACAAGUCUGUUGAAGACAUCGCUCAAUUCAACGAAAAAUUCGCUCGACACAGCAACCAAUCCAGGACGAUAGACGGUGACUGCAACGUCCGUAAACGAGGCACAGGUGACCCUAGCACAUGGCAGCUCAAAAGUGGUGGGUCGGGCACCGAUGUUAUGAACGGCGAGGUGCACGCCCCUGCUGGCGACGGUAGCCACUACACCGUAAUCCGUCGCCAGGAUGUCCGGCUGCAUGCGGGGCAGCGCGCGCUCGACUACCUUGAGUUCUUCAGCGCGAAGACGCGCAAACCGAAGCGCGAGCGUCGGUACGAGCGAUGGUGCGCGGCCGUGGAGCGCUCCUUGGGGUGGGAGCUGCCGCCGCACAAGCAGCCUAAGCCAGAGUUCGAGCGUCGGCUUCUGGCUUCGGUGUCGCCGGCGCUGUUCGCUCUUGGCUCGGUGCUCACCUUCAUCCUAGCGGACCACAUCAAGAACAGCAGCGGCGCUGAGAUCGUCUCCAUGUCCACGCAAGUCUCCAGCUCCAUGGAGUCAAUCUCCAGCGCCGCUUCAUCUUGCGUCCACUCCCGCACCACUCGAGAUCUGCUCCAGAGUUCGGUUGCUCAAACUUCCGUUGCUGCCGCGCUGGACAAUUAUGCCGCUGCUACUUCACUUCUCAUUUCUAACGCUUCUUCUUGGCUCACUGACGCAGUAUCUACCGCGAAAAUUGUAUACAUUAAUGCUGUCGAGGCCAUCGUUUCGUACACAAAUAGUUUGUCGUCAUGGUCGUGGCAGUUUUGCUCCGAGUAUUCCAACUGGGCAAGAAGCUACCUCAUGUUUGGAUACAACAACGCUUCCUAUUGGUCCCCGAUAGCUGCCUUGCAGUCAGCGGGCAGCUACGCAAAACUCGCCAUGUCCAACGCGCUCGUCUCGCUCAACGAAAGUUUCGGCCACAUUUACCGCGGGUUGCCAAGUUUCCCCGUCACUCAGGCACGACAGUUUGCCCACACGUUCUACUGCUGGGCGUGUGCGAGUGUGGGGAGUGUUGCGUGUGGUGUGAGGGGCGCUCUGUCGUGCAGAGAGUGGCUCUGGCCGAGAUGCUGCGUGGUGUCGUGGUGCUGCAAUGCUGUGAAUUACUGCACGGCGCUCUGCAGUUCUAUGUGUUCCUGUACAUCAUCUACACUCAGGUGGCUUUACACGCAGAUCUUCCCGAGAUUCUAUACGCUAGGCAGUAAGGACAAUAGUAUAACUUAAGCUCAGUAUUUUAUUUACAUCGCGGCCACCUUGCUCUUGGGCGUCUCUAAGUCAUUUUUACAACAGCUCUUGCAGGAGAAGGGAAAGUUAAAAUAUAAUAUUCCUGCCGCUGUUGUGUCUUCCAAUUUCCCAAAAAAGCAAACUUUGUUCGGCAGGCUCGAGACAAUUUCAUGCAGGUUUUGUAGUUUAUAGCUUCGCAUAGUCGCUGCUGCUGCAGGUCGCGUUCACUGCAUUAUUGCAGGCGAAUUAUUUUCUAGGUGCAGUUUGAGCUUCUCGCCCCAGAAGAUGUCAGGCAUUCCACCUGCGUAGUUCAAAUGUAAACUUCUUUAAAUUUGAAUUGUGUUCGUAUUGCUUUCAGUGGACCAAAGUGACUGAGGUUGCGCAGGAGAAAAAUGAACUGAAUUGACAAUGUAUGGCACGCAAUAAAGUUUCUUCGUUUGGUUAACGUCCCUUAUUAUUACGACCUAUAAGUGUUU
Molecule: messenger RNA, 3327 nt
Organism: Hyalella azteca
Lineage: Eukaryota; Metazoa; Arthropoda; Malacostraca; Amphipoda; Hyalellidae
Product: glycerol kinase
Exons: 14
Coding region: 71-2851 (926 amino acids)
Biological process (GO): glycerol-3-phosphate biosynthetic process; triglyceride metabolic process; glycerol metabolic process
Cellular component (GO): mitochondrion
Molecular function (GO): glycerol kinase activity
Source: RefSeq, a predicted model, not a curated record